UGCUCAUUGAUUGCUCAUCUUGAGCUAUGCUAAUAUGUUCCUUUUCAAGUAAGGUUGCAUUUGCAUACUCUUUAUCCAAACCAGUCGGCAUUCGGUUACUUUGACCUGUAUUUGGUCCCCGAUAACUGAUCAACAUGUGAAUCUGACAUGUGCGAUGAAGGGUAUCCUUCAUUCUUGCGGAUACUAACAAUAUCGCGACGGGUGAGAUUGUACUAUCUUGGACCCUGAAUCGGUUGAACGGAUCAUGUCUGCACGGACUGAGUUUACAGAAUCUCAGACACUCGAAUUACUCCGGCAGAGUCGUUUAGUAUAGAUUGUGAGCUGGAUACUGGACCCAGGCCUCGCGUUCGACUUCGUGAUAAACGCGAGAUGGAUGCACCGGUCACAAGCUCAUUGGACAUGCAUUUGCAAAUUUAACUUUGCCACGAUCUUUACGAGCCCAAUUGUUACAACCUCGAAAGAUCCCUGAUUGCAGAUGUCGUCAAAGUAGACUGGCAGAGACCCUGAGGUCAAGGGCCCUCGGCCACGAUACCCCAACAAAAGUCGAGGCUGCGAGGUCACCUGCCACGUUACCCCAGAUCGCAUGUCUCAGUCACGAAUUUGUAUGUCCGGCUCCUCUGACACCGCCAAAGCAACUAAUAAUACUCGGGCAGUUCUUAAUGGAGCCAGGUCUCCCUCUCCGCACCACGAAAUCGCAGCUCACAUCAACGGCUCCACGGCUGAAAUGACAGAAUGCCAUUCGGUUGCAGGCUAGGUAAUGGUCUGCACUGUCUAGAGGGUGCGUUGAGGAGAGGAGAAGACAAACAGAGGCAAAAAAAAACCAAAGCUUUUAUCAAAAUUUCUGAUCCAUAUCUCACGUGACUAAAAGCUCAAGCUACCCCACCAAUAUCCGACAUUCUACCGUGUCGUCACUGGAAUGACCAGGCAUCCAAAAGAUGCCAGCGAAACAGCUUAACCACGAAACGAUUGCGCCUCGGACCAUGAUGAUUGCCUGCGCUUCUCUAUAGUCCUUAAUUACUAUUCAGCCUCUCCUUUUUGAUUCUUGUCUUUGUUACUGCGCAUGACCUCUUCGUCUUGAUCUUGACCGUCGCAUCUAUCGCGACCUCCUUUCCGCUUCCGCCAAGACAUCCAACAUGGCAUCCGCACUCUUCUUUCUAGAUCUCAAGGGCAAGACCCUUCUUGCCCGUAACUAUCGUGGUGACAUUCCCAUGUCAGCAGUUGAAAAGUUCCCUGUACUCCUUUCAGAAGCUGAGGAAGAUUCCUCUGCUGUUCCACCAUGCUUCUCCCACGAAGGCAUCAACGUAGGUGGUCUCCAUGCUUGGAGGCUCCGCUAACUGAAUAGUACCUCUACAUCCGCCAUAACAACCUCUACCUCCUCGCCCUUACGAAACGAAACACGAAUGCCGCCGAAAUCCUCCUAUUCCUUCACAAGAUCGUCGAGGUCUUUACCGAGUACUUCAAAGCUUUAGAAGAAGAAUCCAUUCGAGACAACUUUGUCAUCAUCUACGAACUUCUCGACGAAAUGAUGGACUUUGGUUAUCCUCAAACAACAGAAUCCAAGAUCCUUCAGGAGUACAUCACCCAGGAGUCUCACAAGCUCGAGAUCCAAGCACGGCCGCCGAUUGCUGUCACAAACGCUGUGUCGUGGCGAUCAGAGGGUAUCCGUUACCGCAAGAACGAAGUGUUCCUCGAUGUUGUCGAGUCUCUCAACCUUUUGGUGUCUGCAAACGGCAAUGUCCUUCGAUCAGAGAUUCUUGGCGCUAUCAAGAUGAAGUGUUACCUCAGUGGUAUGCCCGAGUUGCGUCUAGGAUUGAAUGACAAGGUCAUGUUUGAGACAACCGGUCGAGCCACCCGUGGUAAAGCUAUCGAAAUGGAGGACGUCAAGUUUCACCAAUGCGUACGACUAUCACGAUUCGAGAACGACCGAACCAUCUCCUUUAUCCCCCCUGACGGCGAAUUCGAGCUCAUGUCCUACCGUCUCAACACCCAAGUCAAGCCUCUGAUUUGGGUUGAAUGUGUGGUCGAAUCCCAUUCAGGCUCCCGGAUCGAAUACAUGCUCAAGGCUCGAGCCCAAUUCAAGCGUCGCAGUACCGCCAACAAUGUCGAAAUCGUGGUUCCCGUUCCGGAUGACGCCGAUAGCCCUCGUUUCCGAACAAACAUCGGAUCCGUUCAUUACGCCCCUGAGCAAAGUGCCAUUGUCUGGAAGAUCAAACAGUUUGGUGGUGGCAAGGAAUUCCUCAUGCGUGCUGAGCUGGGCCUGCCAAGCGUGAGAGGAGAUGAUGAACAAGGUGGCGGUAUGAUGGGUGGUUUCGGUGGUAGCAUGGGAGGAGUCGGAGGUGUGGGUAAGGGUGCCAAACGACCUAUCCAGGUCAAGUUUGAGAUCCCUUACUUUACCACAAGUGGUAUUCAGGUUCGGUAUCUAAAGAUUACCGAGCCAAAGUUGCAAUAUCCUUCGUUGCCUUGGGUUCGAUACAUUACCCAAUCUGGCGAUAUCGCUGUACGACUUCCUGACGCGGUCUGAGUCGACUACAUAAUCGAGCGGACAACUACACCUAGCUCAUGGAUGGGAUAACGAACAUGGGGCAAACUGCAGAGCAGGGGCUUCAUACAGGAAUGAAUAAUAGACUAAAUCAAUUCAAGCUUAAGCUGUCAAACAUUUGGUCAAUCUCGAACAAUAGCCCUCUCCCACUCAAAACUGUGGAGAUCUUCUCGAGUAGAGUAUUGGUUGUCUGGGUCGAAAAACACCUUGACAAUAAAUCCUUUUGGAUCUUCAGAAGCUGUUGGGGGAUCUGUGGUUGUUAGCUGUAUCAGCAAACGAAUGGACAACAUACGUCCUCUAGGAGCAUCAGGACUUGUCCAAGCUCCAUGUCUCCAUAAUCGAUUGUGUCCAAGAAAUACACUGUCUAUCGAAUGGUUGCUCAUCACACUGCCUGGAGAUGCAUUCAAUGCCAUGAGCCCCAGAACAAUCGGCAGCUCUCCUCCAAGGCCUGCUGAGUGUGGUGCAUCACGUCGGGGUGCUUUGUAGGUCAGAGGAAGUAGACCGGGAAUCCACGCAGGAUUUCUGCCAGCAACGUGUAGCAAAGGACCAGGCCCGGGACCCAUAGUGCUGGUGAUGGUGCUCACUUGAGAGAGCCCGGGAAUGGAUGGUGGAUGAAAUACACGUAGGAGUUCCCAGUUCGAUAUGGUGACCAGAGGAUCAUAUUCAGUGACCAUGAUUGGGAGCAGUGGAUUGCAAGCAGCAACCCCAAACGUUUUAUACUCCUCAGCCGGGUAUACUUGUCCAUACUGAUCCGUGACGCAGUUUCCGCGGACGUCCACCCUCAGUAAUUGUCCUUCGGAUGCCGGAAGCGUGGAAGCGUCUCGAUACCAUCGCCAAUCUGCUGCUUCUGACACUUCGCCGUUCUUGUAGCGCAUUACUUUGCUUGGGACUUCGCCGCGGUAGUAGUUUGGCGAGCUGGGUGGAAUGAGGUGAAGAUAAUCGUCACGUCCUGGAUUGUGGAUGACGAGUUUGUUGGCGAUGAACAGGAAGCCUGGGGUGGGUUGGCUUGAAGAGCUCCCUUUCCGGCUUGAGCUAUGCUUUGAUGUUUUCUGACAGUGUUAGUUGAGCUUGGAGCUUGGCUUUAAGCGUACCUGUUUCAGCAUGAUCACUAGUUGACUUGAUCAUCUGUCGAUCACAUUUGAGCAAUUGCCAUUUUAUAACUCACUCAUCCGCAGAGCCUCAUCUCGGAUUUACCACUUGGCUUUCCUCGGUCGCUAAACCGGUGAGGAAACCGACUUCCGGUGACUUGAAGCAAUAGAGUGGGAGAAUGACGACACCAU
Molecule: messenger RNA, 3819 nt
Organism: Fusarium odoratissimum NRRL 54006
Lineage: Eukaryota; Fungi; Ascomycota; Sordariomycetes; Hypocreales; Nectriaceae
Product: AP-1 complex subunit mu-1
Exons: 3
Coding region: 1523-2521 (332 amino acids)
Biological process (GO): intracellular protein transport; vesicle-mediated transport
Cellular component (GO): clathrin adaptor complex; clathrin-coated vesicle
Molecular function (GO): clathrin-cargo adaptor activity
Source: RefSeq, a predicted model, not a curated record